Molecule: messenger RNA, 2763 nt
Organism: Etheostoma cragini (Arkansas darter)
Lineage: Eukaryota; Metazoa; Chordata; Actinopteri; Perciformes; Percidae
Gene: stom
Product: stomatin
Exons: 8
Coding region: 30-926 (298 amino acids)
Cellular component (GO): plasma membrane
Source: RefSeq, a predicted model, not a curated record
AUCACCGUUGUUUUAAUUUGGCAUUAACCAUGGAUUCAGACAACGAAAGAGUUGCAAUGAGGAAGAAGAAUGACGAAGCCAGAAGACGAGAACGUCAAGCAGGUUCAAGCACGCAUGAUUAUGAUGUUGAAGCUUUGGAGCAUUCCGACUCCGACAUUGGCUUGUGUGGCUGGCUGUUGGUCGCGCUCUCCAUUCUUCUGAUGCUGGUUACUCUGCCCAUCUCCAUAUGGAUGUGUAUUAAGAUUGUGAAGGAGUACGAGCGAGCCAUUAUCUUUCGCUUGGGGCGCAUUUUGCGAGGGGGAGCCAAAGGUCCAGGGCUGUUCUUCAUCUUGCCGUGCACUGACAGCUUUAUUAAUGUGGACAUGCGUACCAUCACCUUCGACAUCCCACCGCAAGAGGUUUUAACCAAAGACUCUGUCACAGUGAGUGUUGAUGGUGUGGUGUACUACCGGGUCCAGAAUGCUACUCUGGCUGUGGCUAACAUCACUAAUGCUGAUGCUGCUACACGGCUGUUGGCCCAGACCACCCUGAGGAACGUCCUGGGUACCAAGAACCUGUCAGAGAUCCUGUCUGAUCGUGAAGAAAUAGCACACAGUAUGCAGUCCACUCUGGAUGAUGCUACAGACGACUGGGGGAUCAAGGUGGAGCGGGUGGAGAUCAAAGACGUCAAGCUGCCCAUUCAGCUCCAGAGAGCCAUGGCUGCUGAGGCUGAGGCCACCCGUGAGGCCAGAGCCAAGGUGAUUGCAGCGGAGGGAGAGAUGAACGCGUCGCGGGCUCUGAAGGAGGCCUCCCUGGUGAUUUCCGAGUCUCCUUCAGCCCUGCAGCUGCGUUACCUUCAGACCCUCAACACCAUUGCCGCCGAGAAAAACUCCACCAUCAUUUUCCCGCUGCCGAUGGAGAUGAUGCAGGGCUUCAUGAAAAACUGAGUAGGAGUCUCAAAUCACAUUGUUCACAUGCACACACACUCAACUUACACACACGUAUUUCGGCCUCUUGUGUCUAUUAAGCAUGUCCCUUUGAACCAGCAUUGCUAACUGUGGCUAACCUAGCUAGAGCAAACCCCACUGAGAUAACAGUUAAUUCCCUCUUGUUGUGAACUGGAACGCGGUCCACCUGGGUGUGACAUCAUUCCCAGGUCUGGCUUCCAACUCCUGAGGUAAAUGGAGCACAGCUGUAGUCUGCAUUCAAAAUGUAAAAAAAGAAAAAUGCAACACAAACCCUAAGUGACCAUGGAGUGGAUCAUCAAUUGGAUCCUUGGUUACUUAAUUCCUAAUUGGCAUUUUGUUGUAAAAAUGUAACCUGGUUGCGUUACUCAGAUCUUUUCUUUCCAUCUUGUACACUGAUCUGUUUGGCCAAACAGCCAAUCAGAAAGCCGAUUCAGUGUGCUCAGUCAGCUGAACGGCUGCAGAGUAGUGUCAACUACAACCAACGGUACAUUUUGAGUUUCAAUUUAGAUAUUAGCUGCGCCAUUGAACGUUGUCAGUGAAGUUUUAGCAUAAAUCUCAUUCCAAUCUCAGCACCAAACUUGCAUUUGAACCGUUAAGGUUCAAACGUGUACCAGGACGUACAGUAUACUGUACGCUCUACUGAUUAUCAUCAGGAGAGUGAUUAUAGAGUGAUUAUGUAAAGUUCUUCCUCUGCAAUGGCCUAACUUGGUGCAUUGCGUUAUCACAUGCUAACUAGCAAGGAGUUAGGCAGAGGUGUUGAAAUUGCCCCUUCACAAAGUAGGGAUCGGUAGGAGUGACAUGCAAAUAAUAACACCGAAACACACACACACACAAACACACACACAGACAAACACACACACACACACACACACACACACACACACACACACACUCCUUUUCUCCAGUUGCCAAUACUUCUGUCAUGGCUGAGAGGUUAACAGUCAGGCUGGAUGUUACUUGUAUAUGUUUACAGUAUGCUUUCUAUCAUUUACAGCAUAUUUUACAUUCAGAAGAAUAGACCUCAAAUUACCAUAGCAUUGACUCUGCAACAGUAUCAGCUACACUAGUGGUACUGUGUGCAUCAUAGGGCUGCCAGUUGUUCCUAUUAUUUUGCCUUUACCAAUAAAGAGAAGCGGUGGCUGUUAGAAACUUAUCGCAAGACAAACGCCUUAACUUACUGCCAUUAAUUCUUUUCAACAGCCUAAUAUCAUAUUCCUAUGCAUUUACAAAAAUAACUAAUGGAUUUAAUUUGUCUAAUUUAUCUAAGCAACAAUAUUUUUUAAGCAACAAAAAUUAUAUUUCUAUAUCACAUACGCUCUUUCCAGGUGCAAACAAGCCAAAUAUGUUAGUCUUUGUGUUUUUAUCUUUUAAACUGACAUGUAGUCCUUAUAUGUAUUCCUCCCUUUAACAUACAAAGAACAGAAAUGUUAGUAAAUGUUCGUUAAAGUAUGUAUGACUUAGUAGUGUUACUAUAUACUAUUUGUAUAUAUAAUAUAAUUUCAGAAAUGUGAAGUUUAUUAAAGCUUUGCUGUGACUAGACAGAGUUUCAGGUUGGUGAAAACUGAGUUUAAAGUAGCACUAUAGAUUUUUUAAAAUUAUUAUUAUAGACUGUUACAGAAUUUUACUACAGUAACUCCUGUAUAUUUGAGUUGCUACAAGAGAGAGAGUAUUAUUUUGCCACAGCUAGAUAAAAAGAAUCUUGAGUAAACUUGCUUUAGAGUUUGAACUCUGUUACAGAGAGGAGAGGUGGUUACAUAGUACACAUAGCAGGACAUAGUGAUGCGGAUCACCGAGCGUUUGUGUUCAGAGAAAGAAA